ACACGGCGCCAUAUUAGAUAGACAUUAAAUUGUUGCGGGCAAAGUCAAGGAAGGGGAGCUGUAGUGUACUGGCAAAUGGUACCCUGGCCGCAGUGUUCAACUGGCAAAAUACUAGAGGUAACUGCUUUAUGGUUGACAAAUUAUCGAGUGAAACAUCUCGGGCAACGCUGUCCGAGACGUGUUUUUUCCUCGUUGUUUAGCCAACGCGCCGGCAGACAUGACUUCCUUGACUCAGAGGAGUUCGGGCCUCGUACAAAGGCGGACAGAAGCCUCGCGCAACGCCACUGAGAAAGACCGUCCGUCCGGCCAAGAGGACCAUGAUCCCCGGCGGGGAGACGAGCAGGACGACGAUGAUACGGGAGACUCCAAGGAAACACGGCUCACAUUGAUGGAGGAAGUGUUGCUAUUAGGACUAAAAGACCGAGAGGGCUACACCUCAUUCUGGAAUGACUGCAUUUCAUCAGGGUUGCGAGGCUGCAUGCUGAUUGAACUCGCUCUACGAGGACGCCUUCAGCUGGAGGCUUGUGGCAUGAGGAGGAAAGGUCUGCUGGCCAGGAAGGUGAUUUGUAAGUCAGAUGCUCCAACAGGUGAUGUGCUUCUGGAUGAAGCUUUAAAACACAUCAAAGACACUCAACCACCGGAGACCGUGCAGAGCUGGAUUGAACUGCUAAGUGGAGAGACGUGGAAUCCCUUGAAGCUCCAUUAUCAACUAAGGAAUGUCCGUGAACGGCUGGCCAAAAACUUGGUUGAAAAAGGUGUCCUCACUACUGAGAAGCAGAACUUCUUGCUUUUUGAUAUGACCACACAUCCUCUGACCAACAACAACAUCAAGCAGCGCCUCAUCAAGAAGGUCCAGGAGGCUGUACUGGACAAGUGGGUGAAUGACCCGCAUCGAAUGGACAAGCGACUGCUUGCGCUCAUUUUCUUAGCCCAUUCCUCUGAUGUCCUGGAAAAUGCCUUCGCGCCUCUUCUUGAUGAUCAAUAUGACCUGGCCAUGAAGAGAGUGCGGCAGCUGCUGGAACUGGAGCCUGAGGGAGAGAGUAUGAAGGCCAACACAAAUGAGCUGUUGUGGGCUGUAGUGGCUGCUUUCACUAAAUGAGGCUACCAAAAAUAGGACAGCAAACAAUUUUUGCAUUCAAGUGGCAUUGUGCUUUGGGGUAAGAAUCAGAGUACUAGCCCCAACAUGGUGACUUGACUUUUUGUUUACUCCUAUCUGGACUUUUGGAAUGGGCUACCCUCUUUUCUCCCUCAUUGUUUUCCUUCCAGUUAACUGUCCUUGUUGAUCCUUCAUGGCCCUGUUUCUCCCAUGUGUCAUUUAUGUGUUCACUUUUGCUAAAAAUAAUAACUCUCUCUGAACUUUGAAUGAAGUGGUUGGUGAUGGGUGGAGCAGAAAUCAAAAUGCCGAUUCAUAUCCCCUUUAUUUUCUGUCAGGUUUUUAGAGGUACAAUAUAUAUGUCACAGGUUUCUUAAGAUAACAUUACACAAUAACCAACUGUGAUGUACAAACCCAUGUACAGACGAGUGAUGCUGAUGAAAGGUUAUCCAAUUAGCCAAUGAUCUUGGUGAGUUUUCUACCAAAUGUGAUUAAGUGUAUGGCUAUGAUUUACUUGGUGACACAGCAUUCUUGAAUUUCAUGUCCAGUCUUAGAAGACAGCUAACAGGAUCAAAUCCAAAAGUCUAAUACCUAGAACAGUGUGCUGCCAUUAACUAACUUUUUUUUUUAAACCUAAUUUCUGUAUUUUUCUAGGUGUAUACCUCUUAACUCAACCCAUCUAUUCAUCUAUAACAUAUAGCUGCUUAGCAUGUGCAGGGACACAAGAAACCAUCUCAUCGCACACUGUUGAAGGAGAGGGGCACAGCUACAUGUUGUCAGUUUAUCAUAGUCCUGACACAUAAAAAGGCAGCAAUUUGUACCAACAGGCAAUGUAGAGUUUACUUGACCUGCUUGUCUUUGGACUACGGAGAAAACCCCACAUGGUUGGGAAAAAUACAUAUUCUAGACAGAAAGGCUCCAGUUCCAAAGGGUUUCCUUACUUUGAAGCAACAGUGCCACUUAACAUUCCAUUCCUCCUAACCCUGUUGUGGAAAAUUGGUCCAGUGAAGAAGUGCUGACUUGUAUGACUUUUUUAUCAGUUACUUAGACUUAAUCCCCAGUGAAUAUGUGACGAAUUAUUCAAGCGAAAAGUCAAGUCAAAAGCAAGUUGAAACAUGGUGAAUGUUAUUAAACUGACUCAGUUAGUACAUUGUGUAGAAAUACUGCUGGCAUAAUGCAAACUUGUCAUCCAAAUGUGUAGAAAUGCUGCGAGAGAAAUGAUGGCCAUCAAUGGAGGGAUAAUUAUAUCUGCUAAAUAUCAAUCAACCACUCUAAAAUGAGGAAGUAAAAACAGUUCAUACUAUUGUAAAUGUGCUGUGGCUAGUAUUUUUUGAUUUAAAAAGAAGUAUACAGUACAUUUUGGUUGUGGAAACACUAGAUGCACCAUUAUAUGUGCGUAUCUAGUAUGGCCCUAAAAUGUGUCAUUUAUAGGAUUUGAGGUGGUAUCAAAUAAAAAAACCUUGUCAUCAGUGUUGGCUAAUACUACUGUCAAAAUAUAUAUUGUUUUUAUUUUUGCUAUAUAUUUUAUUGGCAGGAACAAACUCAGGAAAGCAGACCAAGUCAUUGUCAGCUACCUCUGUUAGCAAAUGUCAAAUGGAAAUAUUGAGUUUUUUUUCCACUUAUCAGUAGAUUUGAAUAAUAUUAAAAAAUAAGUAUUCCACAGGGCUUAAUGCAGGAUAAAUGUAUUAAUGAUGAUUUUCUCCUCUUUCCAAGUUUGUAUGAGCUACCCAGAUUGGUUAAACAACAAUAAAACAUCUUUACAUCUUUUACAUUUAUAGUGAAACAGACUCAUCUGAAGAUGAAUAUUUUUCCACUCCCUCUCCUCUACAGUGACAGGUCUAGGAGAUGUUCAGUCACUUUAAAACAAACUGGAUCAAACAUGAACUUAUACCAGUGCUCCUUCAAACAAAACAAACUAAAGUACAAAAAAGCCUAAAUGGUUUCAUAUACCUAAUAGUAUAUUUGGGGAUUUUUUUGUAUGUUUACAUACAGAAGUAUAAAAGAUAUAUUUCAAGGAAAUUUGGAGAUACUUCUUCACCAAAGCUUGCUGUUGGCAGUGACUCCAGGCAGCAUCUCAGACAUCAUCAUUACCCUGCACAAACCCUGUUUUUCAACUGCUUUCUUGAAUCAGAUGACUGACCAGCUAGCUAACGAUAUACAACAUGGAAAUCAGAUGGCUUCACCUUUUCAAAGGUGCAAUAUUUCCUUUUUAAUGGAGCUAGUUUAGCAACUUCUCCCUGCUUCCAGACUUUUAUGCUAAGCUAGGCUAAACUUGUCAUACCGAUCAUAGCAUUAGAUGGACAGAGCUUUAAAUAGAUUUAAGUCUUCUCAUGUAUGUGUUAGCUUGAUGGCAGACAAGUGCAUUUCCCAAACUGUCAGCUUUAAUAUGCAGACAGCCUUACUGUGCAGUUACUUGUAAGUGCUCUCAAAAUAAAUCAAUUGUAUUUAGAAAACUUGAAAAAUCUGAUGGAUUAUUUAAUUCACUCACUAAAAUCUGAUCAAAAGAUUGAUUUACAUUCCAGAUGUUUAUGUAUGUACUUAUGUAUCUGUAUCAGGAACAGAUUCAAUUGACCUUUGUCAGAAUUGCUUUUCAAAAUUGUCAUGGUUCAACUGCACUUUCAAAAUGUACGAAACAUUCAACAAAGCCUUUUCAACAUGAACUGUACCUUGUUCUUAAUUUCAUCUUGCCUCAGUUUCAUGAAUUUUGUUUUCACAUUUGUUAACUGUUCUGUUCUAACACACUUAGUACUCAGCCUCAUGGAUCUUGUGAAAGAUGUUGCUUUAUUCUGAUACUGUAUGUAGCAUAGGGCUGAAAGUGAUUGGUCAGUGAUUAUGGAUGAAGGGAAGAGGGAUAAAGAGUUUUUUGCAUUAGAAAAUCACUUCAAGUUGCAGAGUAAAUAUGAGAGAUUAUCAAUGUUAUCUAAAUAAAGGGACCUCUAGUUUGUGUACUUUCUUUGACCCUAGAAAAUAAACAAGAGCUUGGAAGUGCCUAAUCACA
Messenger RNA from Amphiprion ocellaris (clown anemonefish), 4091 nucleotides. RefSeq names its product golgi phosphoprotein 3a (gene golph3a). The record is from RefSeq and is a predicted model, not a curated record. Gene Ontology annotation, biological process: Golgi vesicle budding; retrograde vesicle-mediated transport, Golgi to endoplasmic reticulum; Golgi to plasma membrane protein transport. The transcript has 4 exons. Bases 218 to 1099 code for a protein of 293 amino acids. Lineage: Eukaryota; Metazoa; Chordata; Actinopteri; Pomacentridae. Gene Ontology annotation, cellular component: cytosol; Golgi cisterna; trans-Golgi network. Gene Ontology annotation, molecular function: phosphatidylinositol-4-phosphate binding.